AUGGUUGAACAAUUGAAAUUUAUUGUUGAACAAUUAAAACGACCACCAUUCAAUCGAAAAGAUUACAAUAUUCUUACGUUUGAUAAUUUAACAAAUAAUCAAUUAUUACAGGUUUUAACGGAUGUCUUUGCUGUGGUUGAUCCAUAUGAUCCAUCGCAUAAAAUCGAUAUUCGUGAUGAAGAACCGGAUAAAACUGCUACUCGACAUAUGAAUACAUUAAAAAUGCUUGGUUAUCGUCCGAAACUUGAAACGGAUGUCAAUACAUUUCGACAGAAUUUAGUCAGUGGUGAUAAAAGUGUUGUUUUUCCUAUUUUACAAUGGUUACUUGAAAAAAUACCUGAACAUAAAGAACGUGCUUAUCUAGGCAGGUAUUUAUCGAGAAUAGACGUGCCAAGUGAAUUUUUAAGUGAUCCAGAAAUUGCUGAACAACAUGAACGAUCUGAUGAAUUAAUGGAAGAAUUUAAAGAAGUUCAUCGUGAAUAUAAAGAAUUAACAUCAACACCACAUACAAUCGAAGAUCUUCGACGUGAUAUAAAACAACUUGAAGAUGAAAAAGAAACAUUACAAAAACGACUUGAAAAACAAAAAACUAAAGUACAAAAAGUCCCAGCAUCACAAAUUGAAUUAGCAAAAACUUAUCGACAAGAAGUUGAUAAAGAAGAAAAAUUAAAUAAUAUGAAACAAGAUUUAAAUAAUGUUAUACAUCAACUUGAACAAAAAAUACAACGGCUCGAACGACAAAUAGCUGAUCAACGUUCAUCAUCGUUUGAUCAAUCACCUGAAGCAAUUAUGAAACGAAUGGAAGAAGAAAAUCAAGUCAAUAGUUAUUUAGUUACGGAUAAAUUUCCAAAACAAUUGAGUCAAAUGAAAAUUAAACUUAAAUAUUAUGAAGAAGUAACAAAUAAUAAAGCUUUAGGACAAACUGAAAUAACUAAUUAUCGAGCUAAAAUUACUGAAUUAAAUUCUGUCAUUAAUAAACUUCAUGAAAAACGUGUUUUAACUAAAGAUCCUACAGCUGAUAAUUUAGCUGUAUUUCGUCAGCAAGCACUUAUUGUUGCUCGAAGAAAAGAACAAGCUGCUGAACGUUUAACUCAAUUACGUGCAGAAAAUGAUGCACUUGAGAAACAAUUUGGUCAAAAUCUACCAAUGGGUAAAACUGGUGCGUCUUCAACAGCAAAAUCGAGUGGACAAAUACCACAAGGAGAAGAAUUUCAACGUUAUGUUAAUGUAUUACGACAUAAAAGUAAUUCGUAUAAACGAAAACGUCAAGAAAUUAAUGAUAUGACAGCUGAAUUACAAUUAUUGAAACGGACAGAAGAACUUCUUAAGGAACAAGUUGAACAAAUCAAAGGUCGAAUGGGUAUGGAAGAACGUAAACAAGGUAUUGAAGGUUAUUUUUCAACGCAAGAACGUCUUGAAGAAUUAUCUACAAUGAAAAUGGAACAAGAUGAAUUAAAAGGCAAAACAUUAGAUGAAAUAACAGGUUUAAUUAAAACAUUAAAUAAUCGAAUAUCUUCAAAAAAAGCUGAACUUGAUCCAAUUCUUAAAGAAGUUAAACCCUUACGAGCUAAAAUACAAGAAUUACGAAAUGAAUAUGAAGCAAAAAAAAGUAGAUACGAUGCACUUAAUGCUAAUUUUGAAACCAGUCGAUCAACACUUGAAUCAGAAGUUCGUGGAUUUUAUGAAGAGCAAUAUGCUCAAGAAUCUCGUUUUCAUACAUUGAGAGCACAAAUGUUAAUUAACGCAGUGCAAUUAAAACGAGCUAAUGAUGAACAAAGUUCAUAUAUGUCAAAAGAUAAAGCUACAAAAUCAAAUAGAGAACAACUUAAUAAACAAAUAAAUGAUUGUGAAGUACGUGUUAAAAAUAAUCGAGAACGACAAAAACAAACAAAAGAUGUUCAAAUUGAUGGAACAAAACAAUUAAAAUAUUGGCGAGAUCUUCUACGUAUGAUGGAACUUAAACGGAAAAUAGCCAUGGGUGAAUCUUAA
This is a messenger RNA of Adineta steineri, 1989 nucleotides long. The record is from the annotation of a GenBank genome assembly. NCBI's taxonomy places the organism in Eukaryota, Metazoa, Rotifera, Eurotatoria, Adinetida, Adinetidae.